UGAAAGACAUAUAGACAAGAGUUUGUACAAAGUCCAGCGCGGUGGCGCGUGCUGUAAGCAUGGCGGACAAUAAUACACCGUGUGCAAGAAUGUUUUCCUUUGAUAAUGUUAUAGAUGACAUUACGGGCAAUGGAAUAUUUCAAAUUCUGCUCGUCUUAUUCGUAAGCUGCAUUUCAUGUCCCAAUUGUUUUACAAUUACUGCAUCAGUUUUUAUCGGUGGAAUGCCAGACAGCAGAUGUAGGAUUGAACCAUACGACAACUCUACUAUCUUUCCAAACGCAACCAACGAUCAAAUUACUAAGAUGUUUAUCCCAAUCAACGAACUCACUAAAAAACCAGACCGGUGUUUGAAAUAUCUGUACAACGUCACAUGCUCUGAUACUCAAGAUCCAACAUGUUUGUUUGGAAACAAUGACACAAACAAUGUAAAGACAAUGGUAAACUGUGAUGCAGAAUAUAUAUUCGACAGAAGCCUUUUUCAAGAAACAAUUGUCACUGAGUGGGACCUGGUCUGCGAUAAGAUGACGUCAUCGUUUGCGUCAUCGUCUUUGUUCUACCUCGGUGUUUUGUUUGCGUCACUAUAUGGGGGUUUCGUGUCUGACAGAAUAGGUCGUAUGACAGUGUAUCGAGCUAGCACAAUCUUGGCUUUGGUGGUUGGUGUUUCUAUUUCGUUUUCACCCAACAUUCAAACCUACACAGCACUGCGACUCAUAAUGGCUCUCGUAUAUUUUCCGUGUGUGGUUAGUGGCUUCGUAUAUGUGAUUGAAAUUUCUCCGAAAAGAUGGCGCACACUCGUGGGAAUGGUGUUUAACUCCAUAUUUGGGCUUGGUUCAAUGGUUUUCUCUUUACUUGCAAUUACGUGGAGGGAUUGGAGGGCGCUGCAAUUGGCGAAAACUAUCAUCGGGUUUGGACCGUUCGUUCUACUAAGCUGGUUCAUUCCAGAAUCACCGAGAUUGCAAUUUGCGAAGAACAAAUGGCGACAAGCCAGGAGAACUUGCGAGAUGAUGGCGAAAAGAAACAAAACUGUGCUUUCGGACGAUAUCUGGCGGAAAACUGAAGAACAUUUUGCAGAAUCAGAAAAAAAGGAAAAUAAAGAAGGAAAUUCACUCAAAGAGAUUUUUAGUCGACCAUGUUCAAGGUUUCUCAUCGUGAGCAAUAUGUUUGUUUGGAUGGUCACUAGCCUUGUAUAUUAUGGUCUAUUACUGAACGCUGGGUCGCUACCAGGAAAUUUAUACUUCAACAACAUGAUGGGAGGACUUAUGGAGUUUCUUGCUUGUAUAUUAGGAAUCGUUAUUGUAAAGAGAUUCGGUUUCACCAAGUGCACCUCAUCGUCGUUAUACAUUGCGAGCUUCGCGUGUCUGCUUUCAACUGUUUGUAUUCAACUUGGUGACGGGAAUGAACCCUUUCAAACGAUUGGAACAGUUCUUGCAAUGGUUGGAAGGUUCGGGGCCAGUAUGUCGUUUGGGGUAAUAUAUGUCCACACAGUGGAGAUGUUUCCUACAGUAGGAAGGGGAACAGCGUUAGGAUUAUCGUCAAUGGCGGCUCGUAUUGGAAGCAUCUUUUCACCAUUUACCGUCCAAUUACAACUAACAAUCCCAUGGCUUACACCGACAAUAUUUGGCGUCCUUGCGUUUCUUGCUGCUUGUUUGGCGGGGACUUUUCCCGAAACGAAAGGUAAACAGCUGAUGAUGUCAUUCCAUGACGCAGAAGGAAACUUCUCAAAACAUUUCCACGGAAAGUUUGUGUCGAGGUUGUGUUUCUUGCCAACGAUUCGGAGAUUGCCUAAAGAUUCACCGUCAUCUAAGAAACUUAUGAAGGAUGAAGAAUCGAGCCAAAGUUAAAACAGGCAUUUAAUGCUCUGGACUUUUUGAGCACAAGGAAAAACACAUAGGCAUAUCUCAUAUUAAAGACUUGCUGAAAAUGGUUCGGUUUUAUAAAGUGGUUGAAACAUUAUUGGACCUUCAUCACAAGUUAGAAUACUAGAGUUGGAAUACGGAUCUUAAUCAAUCCUGCUUUGCAAAGUGUUAAAAGAGCGAUAAAUUAUGAAACGUUAAAGUAAAGUUUAUAUUUUCUUAAUAAUAACUAUUAUGUUAUUGAGCAUAGUAGCAGAAGUAACAAAGUAAACAAUAAACCUCUGUGUUUGAACUGAAGUAUAUUAGAAUGUAUAUAGUAGGGUAGGGGGAGAUGGCACACCUGUUUAUUCUAUUUUUUCGUCCCAUUUAGUAGUGAACAAGAAUCAUUCAAAGAAUUACAAAACCACAUCCCCACGACUUCCAUAGACCACUGUUAACUGUUUAAAACACGAUCAGGAUAUCUCGGUUUUAUGUGCUAAAGGUGUCCCAUCUUCCCCAACUUUACUAUAUUUCAAACGUACCAGUACGUGUUAUAUAACGACUGUCGUUUUCUGACUACUUUAGAAUAAAGCAUAUUCUUUCAUUCAA
Ciona intestinalis (vase tunicate) is the source of this 2441-nucleotide messenger RNA. NCBI's taxonomy places the organism in Eukaryota, Metazoa, Chordata, Ascidiacea, Phlebobranchia, Cionidae. The record is from RefSeq and is a predicted model, not a curated record.